UUCCGUUGUUGGACUUCCAAGUCAAAUCAGUUUUAGAGGAGAGAGAAACACGAGAGCGGAGCGAGGGGGGCGACCGGCGAGUCUCCUGCUUUUUGUUUGGUUUCUCUCUCUCUCUUCGAUCUAAAGAGGUUGGAGUCCUAAAUCAUUUCCAGAUCCGAGUCGGAGAGAGCUUAGCUUUCAUUACGCCGUGAAGAUGGCCACUGCGCCUGCUAGAGCUCGAGCCGAUUACGACUUCCUCAUCAAGCUCCUUCUUAUCGGCGACAGCGGGGUUGGAAAGAGUUGCCUGUUACUUCGUUUCUCUGAUGAUUCGUUUACGACGAGUUUCAUCACCACAAUUGGGAUUGAUUUUAAAAUUAGGACAAUUGAGCUUGAUGGCAAGCGCAUCAAACUUCAAAUAUGGGAUACUGCUGGCCAAGAACGUUUCCGAACAAUCACAACAGCUUACUAUAGGGGAGCCAUGGGUAUAUUGCUGGUAUAUGAUGUGACGGAUGAGUCAUCCUUCAACAACAUCCGAAACUGGAUCAGGAACAUAGAGCAGCAUGCCUCUGAUAAUGUCAACAAGAUACUGGUUGGUAACAAAGCUGACAUGGAUGAGAGCAAAAGGGCUGUGCCAACAUCACGGGGCCAGGCAUUAGCUGAUGAAUAUGGUAUUAAAUUUUUUGAGACGAGUGCAAAAACAAAUUACAAUGUGGAGCAAGUCUUCUUUUCUAUAGCUAGAGACAUAAAGCAAAGGCUGGCAGAGACUGAUUCCAAAGCAGAGCCUCCAACCAUUAAAAUCAGUAAACCCGACCCUGGCAAGGGGUCAACUGCUGCUCCAGAAAAGUCAGCAUGCUGUAAUACUUGAGUUUCACAUGAAGAUCAAGGUUGCUCUGUACUUCCCUUGGACAUGUGCUAUAGUUUUGCUGUGCUGGGAAGAAGUUUCCUCUUCACCAUGGGAAGAAGGCCCUGCCCACCCGUUCUUCUCGGUUUGUAACUCCUCGGGUUGUAUUUCUCCCUCAACUUGAAAGGGAGGCAUAGUUUGGAUGUUUUAUAAGAUGUGGGAUACCUGCCUUGCCGCUUGCACAGGUUCUCAAAUAAUUAUUAUAUGGGUGCUUGCUUACCUUUUGAGUGCUUUGACCUGAAAGCUUAUAGAACCUCGUUUACCAUGUCUGGAUGUUCAAGACUAAUGUUGGUCCAGCUUGAUUAUCUAAAUAAUCAGUAGAUAAGUGAUGCAUUCCAUAUUCUUUAUUCUAAUUAUAUUAGGUAAGCACAUCAAUGUCGUGUGUGUGUGCGCGCGCUUAUUUUUGGGGACGAUUGCAUAUUUUUAUUUUUGAUCAAAGGACGAUUGUGUCUGGUUCGAUUGAAAACUAUUUGUUUAGAACGGGCUUUGCCUGGCGUUGUUUUACCAUACUACUUU
This is a messenger RNA of Ilex paraguariensis (yerba mate), 1396 nucleotides long. The record is from the annotation of a GenBank genome assembly. NCBI's taxonomy places the organism in Eukaryota, Viridiplantae, Streptophyta, Magnoliopsida, Aquifoliales, Aquifoliaceae.